This is a messenger RNA of Phytophthora megakarya, 885 nucleotides long. The record is from the annotation of a GenBank genome assembly. Lineage: Eukaryota; Oomycota; Peronosporomycetes; Peronosporales; Peronosporaceae.
AUGUCGAAAUGGGAUUACCUGGGUCAUGGAAUGUCGGAGGACGGACUCGGUGCGAAGUCAAAUAACUUAGACGCCCUCGCGACACUGAAAUUUCCACGCACCCUUAAUUACUACCAUCGCUUUAUCCCGGACUUUGCGAUCUACGCGACCGCGCUGUAUUCCCUCACCGCCCGCGACUUUGAGGAACGGAUCUUGAACCCUGAGCCGCGCGAUCUGAAAAAGCUCACACCGGAACGCGCUAUUCAUGCGCUCCAGAGCAAGAGCGCGACCACACCCUUAUUGAAACACUUAGACGUGGAUAAGCAGCAGUGUCGGACGCUGAAGCCCAACGAGUUGAACUACAGCAUCGCCGAGAAGGAAAUUGUAACGUUGCUACGCAUGCUGAACGAGUGUCACAAUAUGCUGGUGGGAAGGACGAUUCGCGUCCUAACCAGACACACGACGCUCUGGUCUUCAAGGACGACUUUCUCAACGGACUGCAAUCCUCUCGCCGUGGAGAUUAUAGAUUCUCUGAUCCGCAAAAAGGGAGUAAGAGUUCUUAGCGCGUUGACCGCGAGUAUUACGCUGAGGGGAGGAUAUCGCGCCGCGAAAUUGCCCGGCAAAGACGGCCCCAAUCCUGUUUCCGAAGAUCGGACCGUUCUUUGGACGACCAGCCUGCGUCAAAUGCGAGGGAGGAGCAUUCAGCGCCAUCGUGUGGAAACAGCCGACAUAGAACGACCUGCAUCGGGGUAUGCAGAAGGUUUCGCCGUGAACGAGGCCGAACAUCGGGGUAUGCUGCUCGGUAUAUCGCUGCUGGACGGCUUCAACAUCUCACGACUGGUCAUCAGCGGGGCCUCCAACCUCGUAGUACAGAUACCGCUGAGGCUUUUGAACAGUGCCCUUUAA